CAUAUCAAUUUCGGACAAACUUCGGGAAAUGAGGCCGACGUUGGAGUAUUUCUUUUCAGCUUCCCCUUUGGUCCGCGAUCUCCUCAUAUGUCAUGACCGCAUACGAAACAGAUGCUCCAUUCGUACUUGAAUAGCUUCUGAAUCGGUGUUAACUCCACGCCAAUGCGAGCAAAUGGAAUUAUUGCGUCAGUGAGGAUAGAUCAACACACAUUUUCCUUAGCAGCCUCAAAUGCUAUCAUUGGACAGAAAGGUUCAAACGUGCUAGGACAAAAGGUAAAGUACCUUCAGCUUGAUCUAUCUUCCUCCCUUCGCUUUCCUGCGUCCUUGAAAACACCACCUCCGAGUUAUCUACCCAUACAACCUACCGCCAAACACCUACCCGAAUCCUCACCAUGUCCGCACAAAAAUCCCUAGGCAAAUGCUGCAUCUCGGGGUCCGUCCAUGAUGGCACCCCAACCGGUCGCGAAGACACCAUCGGCGGCCUGUCCACGUACAUCGCCGAGCCCAGCGAUAAAUCCACCUCCAAGACAGUCGUAUUUCUAGUCGACAUCUUCGGCUACAAAUUCAAAAACGUCCGCCUUCUCGCAGACAACUAUGCCAAGGCCGGCUUCUACGUCUACAUCCCGGAUGUGCACGAAGGCGAUUCCCUGCCCAUCGAGUUCCUGCAGAGCGUCGAACCACCUCUAAAAGCGAAAGAGGAGGAAGGAUACCUGACCAAAGCGAAAGAGACGGUUGACGUUAUGGCCACGCUUGGCCCGUGGCUAGCCAAACACCGCGAGGGCGUAUCGGAGCCGAUCAUCAGCGGCUUCAUCAACGCGGUGCGACAGAUCCCUGGCACGAACAAGAUCGGCGCCAUCGGCUUCUGCUGGGGUGGCCGGUACGCGAUCCUGCAGGGCCACAAGCGGACAGAGGGCCAGGUCGGCGGCGUGGAUGCAGUGUAUGCUGCUCACCCGUCGCUGCUGUCUAUCCCGGCGGACAUCGAGGCUGUCACGGUCCCGACUAGCGUCGCGGUCGGCGAGAAGGACUCGCUGCUCGACUUGAAGUCGGUGGAACAACUCAAGGAGACGCUCGAGAAGACUGGUGUGCCUUCCGAGGUCAAGAUCUACAAGGAUCAGGUACACGGGUUCGCACUCCGGAGCGACUGGAGCAGCGAUGAGGAUAAGAAGGCCAUGGAUGAUGCCGAGAAGCAGGGUAUUGGGUGGUUCAAGAAGUAUCUCUCAUGAACAUAUCUGAACAGCGCUCUGUACAGCUACUAGAGUGAGGAUGCAAUGAACGAUAAUUCCAUUCUUUAUACGAAACCGUGAAAAUACUCAAUGAUCUUUGGCCGGGGAAUCCUCCUCCUCCUCCUCCUCCUUUUUCACCGCACCAUGAUAUCGCAAGUGAG
Exophiala viscosa is the source of this 1384-nucleotide messenger RNA. Its product is annotated as esterase/lipase. The record is from RefSeq and is a predicted model, not a curated record. The transcript has a single exon. The coding region runs from base 393 to 1223 and encodes 276 amino acids. Gene Ontology annotation, molecular function: hydrolase activity. Lineage: Eukaryota; Fungi; Ascomycota; Eurotiomycetes; Chaetothyriales; Herpotrichiellaceae.